CUAAGCAAACUGUAUAAAGCAGCAGCCGGGUCCUUAAGAUUGGAGUGGACUCGUCUAGUUUGCACAGCGAGGUUUCAUCUGAUCACUUUGUCCAGCAGUUAUUAAAACUAAAAAUAACAAAAACCUGUAUUUUAAAGGACUCCAGCCAUGAACCAGAAUGAGAACAAUGGAACGAUCAGAAACUUGAAUACCAUGUUCUCUCACUUGAAAAGGAUGGUGCCACUGAUACAACCAAGGCAAAAUGUGAGCAAAUUGGACAUUCUGAAAGCUGCGAUAGAAUACAUUCGACUGCUGCUUGCAGUUUUGGAGAAAACUGACAAUGAUGAAGGCAGUGUCACUGAUUUCUUAAAGAAUGCAAUCAUCUACAGUCAGGCUGAAGGCCUUGGGAGUGACCUCUGGCAAGUGAAUGAUGUUGAUGAUGAUGAUAAAGUUGCUGUCAGUCCUUGAAAUGUAUUGUAAAUGUGAUUUGUAUAUAUUGUGCUAUUUCACUCACUUAUAUCUGUAGUCAAAGUAGUUGAAUUAUGAUACUGCUGUUAUAUCCCACAGUCUAGAUUGUGUGAUGUGUAUGUAGUUUAGUUUCCAUUAUACUUCUGAGUUAAAAGAAUGUGACAAUUAUUAGAUUUGUUAGAGAGGUGUGUAUUAUCCUGUACCAUUGAUCUGCUGUGAAUGUGUUACACUGUUUCUUGACAUUUCAUGCUGCUGAAUCAUGAAGAGAAUGUUGGGUGCAGAGGGCCUUGUUGUUCUGAUAGUAGAAGAGACAGACCAGGGCCGUGCAGAGACGUUUAUAGGGGCGGGUGCUCAAAGUUAAAAAGGGGCACAUUGAACCAGGCUGAAUAACAACAACACACAUUCAUCAAGAAUCUAAUAUGGGAUCGCAUCAUACUACAUCACUGUUGUGAUGUGGCAACAAGGCAAAGCAAACGUAGCCUAUGUUUUACCUGAUGGGUACAAUGUUGCUGUUGAGGGGUUGCUGCGGCUCCUGCUGCUGAUAGUGCUGGAGGGCAGGGCUGUGCUGAUCUGAGACUGUAGACAUUAAAAUGUUCAUAGGAGAGAUGGUAGCUGAUUAAACAAGUGUCAUGAGAUAAUAACAAAAUGCAAAGAACAUAACAAAAUGCGCUUGGAACCACAAGGCAACAAAAAACUGUGAGAAAUAAACUAGGCUCUGCUCGGCUGAUUAGGUCCCACACCCGCUUUCACACCUUGGCGCAUGUGAUUAGAGGAUCACCAGGGGGUCCUUUGUCCCUCCUUGGGG
This is a messenger RNA of Oreochromis aureus, 1252 nucleotides long. Its product is annotated as factor in the germline alpha-like. NCBI's taxonomy places the organism in Eukaryota, Metazoa, Chordata, Actinopteri, Cichliformes, Cichlidae. The record is from RefSeq and is a predicted model, not a curated record. Gene Ontology annotation, biological process: regulation of transcription by RNA polymerase II; developmental process. Gene Ontology annotation, molecular function: protein dimerization activity; RNA polymerase II transcription regulatory region sequence-specific DNA binding; DNA-binding transcription factor activity, RNA polymerase II-specific. The transcript has 3 exons. Bases 148 to 447 code for a protein of 99 amino acids.